AUGCUUCGUUGGUUUUAUCGCCGACCCGUUUCAUGCACCUGUGUUUCUCGUGUAUCACGACAUGCUGUGAUUACGGGUGCAACUUCUGGCCUUGGUCGUGCCACUGCUUUUGAAUUGGCCCGGCAUAAUUGGAGAUUAACAUUGGGUUGCAGAAAUCUCAAUGCUGCCAAACAGUUAAUCGAAGAAAUUAUUGCGAAGACAGGAAACGAUAAGUUGGAAGCGAAACACCUCGAUCUAGUUGAGCCCAGUUCAAUCUUACGUUUCGCUAACUCCUUCCAGCACGAGAUCGAUGUCUUGAUCAAUAAUGCAGGAGUGAUGGCACGCGAUCCGCGCCCAGUGAACGCUUUCGGUGGUCUCAAUGUUGACACAGUUACCAAUUAUUUGGGACCGUUCUACCUAACUCAGCUGAUGAUUCCUAAACUGAAAGUGAUGGAAGAGAAAUCUCACUACCCAAGAAUUAUUUUUGUUAGCUCUUCACUUGCCAAAAAAGGAAGUGUUGAUGAACUGUUGAAUGCUGAGACUUCUCGCACAGAAUGGAAUUCCUCACAGGCGUACGCGAACUCAAAACUGGCAGUCUGUUUCUAUGCUCGCGAACUUCAUCGUUGUUUCGGUAGUGGCGAAGAAAAGAAAUUGAACGUUUAUUGUUUGUUCAUUGGUGGAAUGGUUCAUACAAAUCUUAGUCGUGAAAUUAUUUCCAAGUAUCCGACUCUGCUUCAACCAAUUCUUCGUUUGAUUUCCCGCCUACUUUUAAAGUCGCCUGCAGAAGGCUGUCAGGGUAUCCUGCAUUGUGCUAUUAGUGAUGCUGUCCCUAUGGCACACUUGAUUGGUUCGACUGCAUCGAUUACAGAUCUCUCCGGUAGUGGUUUACUCUAUAGCGGCUGUGUUCCUAUUCCUUGGCCAUCCAUCAUGCAAGAUGUAGAGAAGCAGCAUGGUUUGUGGAAAACCACGAUGCAGUUCCUCAGUUUGAAGGUCGACUGA
Echinostoma caproni is the source of this 978-nucleotide messenger RNA. The record is from the annotation of a GenBank genome assembly. Lineage: Eukaryota; Metazoa; Platyhelminthes; Trematoda; Plagiorchiida; Echinostomatidae.